Molecule: messenger RNA, 2884 nt
Organism: Rhipicephalus sanguineus (brown dog tick)
Lineage: Eukaryota; Metazoa; Arthropoda; Arachnida; Ixodida; Ixodidae
Product: dorsal-ventral patterning tolloid-like protein 1
Exons: 4
Source: RefSeq, a predicted model, not a curated record
GCACGUGCACACACCAGAUCAGCGCCCCACUUGGCGAAAUCAACAGUCCCAACUACCCGGACGCCUACCCGAGCAGAAAGGACUGCGCCUGGCUCUUUACCACCACUCCGGGGCACCGGCUCAAACUGAUCUUCAACGACUUUGAGCUGGAGCCGCACCAGGAGUGCGCGUACGACCACAUCUCCCUGUACGACGGCGACAGCACAGACGCCCCGACGCUGGGUCGCUUCUGCGGGGCCAAGGUGCCCCACCCCAUACUCUCCACCACCAACCGCAUGUACAUGGUGUUCAAGAGCGACGCCUCCGUGCAGCGCAAGGGCUUCAAGGCGUCCCACUCGACGGCCUGCGGAGGGCGGCUGCUGGCGACCGGGCGCACCGUGGAGCACCUCUACUCCCACGCCAAGUACGGCGACCAGAACUACGAGAACCGCGAGGACUGCGACUGGCUCGUCGAGGCCGAGUCCGGUCGCGUGCGCCUGCGCUUCCUCACUUUCGAGUUGGAGCACGAGCAGGACUGCGGCUACGACUUCGUUCAGCUCUUCGACGGCUACGACGACUCGGCUCCCCAACUGGGGAAGUUCUGCGGGAAUAAGAUGCCUGGCGAGUUCACGUCCAGUUCGGGCUCCCUGCUGCUUCGCUUCCGCUCGGACGACAACAUCAACGCCAAGGGCUUCUCGGCCGCCUACUCGGCCGUGGACACCGUCGAGUCCGGCCAGCAGCACGCCCUCGCGGCGCCGCCGUUCGCGGCCGGCGCUUCCGGCUCGUUCUCCGAAGUGCGCGCACCGCACCACCGGGAACGAAAGCUCAGACUGCACCGCCACUGAGGCACGCGCAUCGGCACCACCACAGCCAGCGAGCCACACACACACUCCACCAUCACCCCCGCCCUGUUAUGCUGUCUGGACGCCGCCUUGUUUUCUUCCUUUAUUCUUCUUCUUGUUCUUUAGUUCACCACCCGCGAAUGUGCGUCCAGCGCGUGUGCGGACUAUACAGUGUACCGUGAUCGGCGCGGGAAUCCUGGGGGCGCGCCGCAGCCCUUUGUCCCCCGAUGAAAGGCGUUGUAUCUGUUAGGCUCGUGAGCAUUGCGGGAAAGCGUGCAUGCGGUUGAAUGCCGCUUUCCGUCCGCAGCGGUGAUGGGAAGCCUUCCUUGCCCUCGGUGACGCAAGGCUGACUCUUCCUGUGAUGCUUGUUAGAUGUUUAUAUUUUUUUUUUCGUCGAUCGCUCGCGAAUCUUUAUAUCUACUUGCCGCACGUAUGCUUUGCUUGAGAGCACCUUGAAGUGUGUUUCCGUAAGUAGUGCAGCAACGGAGCUGUCAGCAGCCGUCGCUCUUUUACACGCGAUUGGUUCGAAGUUUGUUCACGAUUGAAGGUCCCGCAGUACCGCCUGUAGUGAAGGCUCGAUGAAUAAUAUCACUCGGUCGGAGAGGUAGGCAUUCUGCACAGCUCGACAAGGCAGCUUUGUUGUUGUUGUUUUUAUUUUCUGUGUGUGCACGCGCUCGUGUGUUUCCCAGGGUGCUUUCUCUUUUUUUUCGCAUUUUUCUUUCGAUGUGUUUAGCGCGAGGUUUUCGCUGGGUAAUUGCGCCGAUACAAUUGAUGUGAUGUCGAGAAUAUUUGCAGCUUGCGCCGUUAAGCUUGGACAUGUACGUCGAGAGAGCUUUUCUAACAAGUAUCACAAACAAAUGCGCACUGAUGACACAUUUACACUUACGCUUGCUCGCUUUGAAUUUUCUUUGUGGAGAUUAAGUUCGUUUUCACUUGCACUCCCGUUCUUGUGGCGAACAGAGCGCGCGUUUCUGUCUAGCAGAAUAUUUGGCAUGCUCUGUCAGGCAGCGAAUGAACUUCUGCGAGAGCUUCAUAUAAAAACAACCUUGCCGGCGCGAGCCUAUGUUUCAGCCACCGGGUCGCAUUUUUUAGCAAAUACUUCAGUAGCGCUGACCGAGUCACUCGAUCCGUCUUUGUCAUAUCUUUAUUAAGUAACAGUAGUCAAGUUGCGGGAAUACCAAUAAUGAUGUGACCAUACGGGUUGCGAAUAUCGACCGCAUGUGACCCAAAUUAUGGCUCUUAGAAGUAUUCGUCCACAAUUCCCUCCGAACGCGGGCGAGCACUCUGUUCUGCUGGAACCAUGCAGAAGAGUGUUUCAUGCGCACAAUAUCCGCGCAAUAAAUUUCUCAUCCGUCGCUUAAACGUCUACCUGUCGCCACGCCUGGCUGGGAUAGAAUUCUACAGUGAUUAGUUUACUGAGCGUUGUCGCAUAUACUGUAUAAAUAUAUUGUAUCCUAUUAUAUCCGUAGCACAUGCAUUGCGGUCGCGCUGAAUACAAAAGAAAAAUGUUGGAAAAAUUGCGUCCAAAAUGAGGAGAAGCUUACGGGACGCGCUGACUUUUUUGCGACAUGCACGCUCUUUCUCUAUCGUAUACCUUCUUGCUAACUGCAUGCACAAGGAGAUUAAGAGGAUGCUGCAGUGGAAACGAUGUUCUGAAAUUGAAGCCAGUCACCCUAUGAACUUGAGACCGCUAAUUGUUGCGGACAGAUACUACCCAACGUGUCUCUUCGUGUUAAUACUUUCCUUAAGAAGCCUCGAAGUCUUGGCAAAUUUUAUUGCAGAUCACAGGUCACCAAUACUCAGGGGGAUACAUUACUUUGAUCGGGAACAUCGAGCUCUUAUUUUAUAAUUUACCCAGUAUUUACGUAAGCAGAACAAAACCCCUUAAUCUAUCAUCGGGCAGCACACGAGAAGGCUACGUUUUUGAAGUAAAGUACGGGAGAAAGAUGGCUUCACAUUCCCUGUUAAAAUGUUGCAAGACCUUCCACUCCAGCAUUUUUUAAACCUCUUUGUAAAUGCCUAACGGCGGCAGUAAGAACCAUGAAACUUUCUUUCUUUCUUUC